This is a messenger RNA of Menidia menidia (Atlantic silverside), 3988 nucleotides long. Lineage: Eukaryota; Metazoa; Chordata; Actinopteri; Atheriniformes; Atherinopsidae. The record is from the annotation of a GenBank genome assembly.
CUUGUUGACUUGGAAACCAUCGAAAGCGUUGACGGUAUAGUUGGAGGAAAACACGAGCACUGUGGGAAUGAGGGCUCUACUUCGUGGAUUACUAUCCUCUUAUAUUCAGAAAGUGGGGCUUUACAAUGCCUGACAAUGCCAGCAGGUAAGACUGAAGAGCGGGCGAACACCCGGGAAAGAUUUAACGAGGUGUUCAAGAAAUAUACUGAAUCGGAGAAAAAAAAGUCAAAGAAGAAAGACACUGAAACGCAAGAAACUAUUGUGCUUCACAGUCUGAGGAGGAAUCUUAACCUUGAGAAGGACACAGAAGAUGAUGAGACCAUCCUACAGAACACAUAUGAUCCUGAGCAGGGCAGCCCUCGUUACACCAAGAAUAAAAGGAGAGAGAGGGAAAUAGCAGAAAAAGUCAACACCAACAACAGUGGAAACCAGGAAGAAGUUAAAUUGUCAAAAGCUAAGAGGAAGAGUAACAGGGAACUCCCCCCCCUCCCUGUACACGAGGACUCUUCAGGUUACAUCCAAGACAGCACAGAGGCCUCCAAAUCUGAGAGUGUUUUGGAUCAAGAGGAUGUUGGGGGUGGAAAGGAACCAAAAAGGAAAAGUAAGAAGGGGAAGAGCAAAGGAAACACAGAGAACACAGCAGAGAGCCAGGUGGAGGAUUCAGAGGACAAACUGCUGCAGGAAUACCAGCAGGCGAUUGCACAGGAAGAAGAGAGUGCUUUGAAGAAAACAACGGGAAAGCAGGAAAAUGAGAGCAUAAUCUCGCAGAAUGUAACCUUGAAUAAUGAUAUAGGGAAGAAAAAAAAGAAAAAGCUGAAAUCCAUUGUACUGGAAUCAGAUGUGGGGGAUCAAGAUGAGGAUGGAGCCCAAGAUGCAGAUGUAGAAAACGAAACAGAACCUAAGGGAAAGAAGAAAAAAAAGAAAAAGCAUGUUGUCAAAGAAGAAACUGAGACAGAGCCAGAGGAACAACAGAAGCCAGUCUUUGAUGACAGCCUUGUGUUGAGCGUGUUCAUCCACAGAACAGACCGCCUCAAGACACACCUAAUGAUCUCACACCCCAUGGUGAAGAUCCACGUUGUUGACGACAACACAGGGCAGUAUGUGAAGAAAGAACACAGCCAUCGGCCAGUGUCUUCAUUCUAUGAAGGAGAAAAAGUUGACCACAUCCUCCCCAUCAUGACCCAGCCUUUUGACUUUAAGAAGAACAAGUCCAUCAUCCCGGAGUGGCAGGAACAGAUCAUCUUCAAUGAGCGUUUUGGUUAUUUUGUUCAACAAAGUGAUCAAAACCCCAAAGUUGUACUUUUCUUUGAAAUCCUGGAUUUUGUGAGUAUGGAAGAAGCAAGAGCAAACGUCGAUGUUGACAAACAUGAGAGAGGGUUUAGAAAAAUCGCAUGGGCAUUUCUUCAGCUUGUUGGAACAAACGGUGUCCUGAAUAUUGAGAAUAAACUUCGUCUCCAGCUCUUCUGCCCUCCACCAAGAGCAAAGAGACAACAAAAAACAAUAGAGGUGGUAGAGUGGUGGAAGAAGUACCCGAGAACCAAAUAUGCCUCCACUCUGUACGUCACUGUGAAAGGAAUUAAAGUCCCUGAGCAUGUGGACCCAAGUUUCCGGUCUAUGAUGGCCUUACAGGAGGAGAGAGGCAGCACCUCCUACAGCGAGCUGCAGAACGAAGUCACCAAACGAAGCCUGACGCAACCCACGGACAUCAAGCAGCCCGUUCUGAGAUGGACUCGGCUACCUGGUCAGGUCUGUCGGAUUCCCAACAAGCACAUUUUGGCGUUCCGAGGUGGUCAGAUGGGCUGUCUCACAGUGUUGUUUUCUCAUGCUGGAACCAUACUGGCUGCUGCUUGUGCUGACAGAGAUGCUUUCCCUGUGGUUGUGUAUGAGAUUCCGUCUGGCAAGGUGUUAGCAGCCUUCAGUGGUCAUCUGAAAAUAGUUUAUGAUCUCUGCUGGUCUCGAGAUGAUCGGAGCUUGCUGUCUGCAUCCUCAGAUGGAACUGUAAGAGAGUGGAAUGUUGAAAGGCUUCAGGGAGCAGCGCAGAAGGUGCUCCCUCAUCCUUCCUUUGUGUACUGCGCUCAAUACCACCCCAGCGCCCAGAACCUGGUGGUGACUGGGAGCUACGACUGCCUGAUACGGGUGUGGAGACUCGACGUGGAUGAUGUGAACGGCCUGCAGCUGCAAGAGUUCGAAGGUCACAGCAGCUUCAUCAACACAGUUUGUUUCGACUCUGAAGGAAACAGAAUGUUUUCUGCCGACAAUGUGGGCCUCAUCAUUGUGUGGAAGACCUCAGUACAUGACGGCAGGCAGCGACAGCAGUCUUGUCAUCAGUGGUGCAUAGAGAAGAAAAUUGAUGAGCGUGACUUAAAUGGUAUCCCCGUCAACAUGCUGCAGCUACAUCCAAAUGGGCGGUGCCUGCUCAUACAUGCCAAAGACAGCACCUUGAGAAUGAUGGAUCUCAGGAUUCUGUCUGUGAAGAAGUACACUGGAGCCACAAACUACAAAGAGAGAAUCUAUAGCACAUUCACUCCAUGUGGGAACUUCAUUUUAUCUGGUAGCGAGGAUGGGAUGGCAUAUGUCUGGAAUACUGAUACAGGUGACCAGGUUGCGGUGUACUCGGAGCUUUGUUACCCCACAGCUCUCCACGGCGUCUCUUUCCACCCUCAUGAGAACAUGGUAGCUUUUUGUGCCUUUGGUCAGAAGCAGCCUGUGCACGUGUACCUGUACGACCGCAAAGUUUCUCAGCUGGAGAUGCACAGUACCAAAGCAGCCAGCAGGUCAGCUUCCACCGACACCAGAACAGUGAGAAACACACCUGACGCCAUGGCCCUGCAGGAUUCAUGUGCUUCUUCAGCCAUGGAUCAGUUUGCCCACACAGCAAGGCUCGCAUUGAAGAUGCAGUCUGUUAAAGAACGCUUGGACUCAGUUCUGGAAUCGCAUCGAAAGUCUUCAGCUUCUGGAUGCCUUUAUGACCAAGAAAAAAUGGGAAGGACUUUUACAUCGGAGGCUGGCACAAUGGGAUUAAAUGCCUCGCUGCCGCCUGCCUCUCUGCUCUCGCCGCUCUCCAAACUGCAUCUCUCUGGUUCUUCGGCGGAACAGCUUAUCCCCCAAGCAGCUCUAAACACGCUAAACCGGGGGUUUAGUCCAGUCAACCAGCGUCUUAAAGGGGCUUCACUUUUAGGUCUCCAAGCGGUGGAAACGGAUUACGCCCCUGUUCAGCAAACAGUGGUUUCCCUCCAUGACUACAGGGCCAGUCGGUCUGAUGAGCUGACCAUUCGCUGCGGUGAUGUUAUCCAAGUCCUGUACAAAGACAAUGACACGUGGUGGUUUGGGCGUCUGGCCAAUGGAUUGCAGGGAUAUUUUCUGGCUUCUUAUGUAGUGGAUCAGAAAGAGUCUGCAGACGCACAGGGAGCUUUGUCUGAGGGGACUGUUGAGAGGUCAACUCCCACCAGGGUGUCUGCUGCAGUUAGUUCUUCUGGGGAGCUUAGGUUUCUCUCUGAGCCCACUCUUUCGGACACUGAACCCGAGCUGGCCAACACAAAAGCUAGAAGGAAAAAGAAGGUGAAAAAGCCAGGAGAAGCCCCAGUGUCUUCACAGGCCGUGUUUUCAGAUGAGGGUACUUCAGGAUCGGUCAGAAGCAAGAGAGGCCGGUCAGCAGACAGGCCUCUCCCAAAGAGGCCGGCGGGCCACUCCAACCGUGCCUUUGAGCCCGAUGCUUGAACUCACAAAUAUUGCUUUUCACUUCUCUCUACUCUCUAGCAAGAUUUUUUUUGUGUGUUUUUAAUGAGUAGUUUUUUUUAACGAUGUUCAUAUUUUAUAUUGUGAAAUGCAACCAAAUUCCUCAGCUAUAAUGUACGUCAUAAAGUUUUCAAAACAUUGAUCAUGUAUGUUCUAAAUGAUUUAUUUAUACACAGAGCGGAUGAACGAUGUGUAAUGAUAUAGUUCUACUUUUGUAAAAAUAAUAAUUGUACAUUUAAUUUGUUGCAUUAAA